CUCAAGAGACCACCACGUUUAACGCGUUUGUCGCGUUUACAUAUAUACCGUAAGUGUGGUUGAAGGAAGAUCAGUCGAGGUAUGCCUAUAGCUGGGUUAGCUGGCUUAUAACAAUGUCCUUUGUGAAACCUGUGUUCGAUUCUGUAGCAACUUAUAUCGUUGCUUAGUUCAUAUAAACUGGUAUUACAGUAGCCUGUGAAUUUUAAGCCUAGCUAUAAAGUAAAUUAAGAAAAUCUACUAAUAUAUAAUUAACUGCUUAACAAACUUGACAGAAAAUACUCUACUCAAACCGUGAAUAAUUUUUUUUGUCUACACAAGAGUAUAGAAAAAGACUACAUUUUCUUGGACAAGGAUACAUUUUGUCACAGAUUUAUUUAGUGGAAAAACUCAAACUGUUAAUCAUUUUCGAGUUUUCGUUACGUCAUACAUAAUAUGAAUCUUCCUCAUCUUCAGCAGAAGCAACAGUUCGUGAAAUAUCUGCUUUUGUUGCAGAUGUAGUCGCUAGUAAAAUAAUCUGACAUAGUGUACGACUGUUUUAAGCUUGCUCAGAUUAACAGAAAAUAACGGGUUUCGAAAAUAGCUAGGAGAAGGAGGAAACUAUCUUACAAAUAUGAAGUUUGCCACCAACGCCAGGGCUUUUCCAAUGACUAUGGAAAAAAACAAAAAAGAUGCAGAUCUGAAACUUUGAAAUCAACAUAAUUCAGUUUUGUUUCCUUUCAAAUGGCAGUAUUAACUCUUCUCAUGUGCCUUCAGUUUUCCUUGUUCAUGACUGUCAAAGCUGUUAAUGCUGGCUGUCACUGUGUUGUCUAUGACAGUACAUUUGGGAAAGACUAUGGCGUAUUUACAUCACCCAACUGGCCAAUUCCUUACGAAGACAAUAUUAACUGUGUUCUCUACACAUUUCAAGCUGAAGAAGGAGAGAUUGUGGAGGUAACCUUCGACGAGUUUGAUGUCCAGAAAUCCAGUUUAGAAUGCCAUCUGGGAGAUUAUGUGAGAUUAUUUCUUCACUUAGAGGAGGCGGCCGUGGAUCACAAAACCAGAGAAAACUCAAUACUGUGUGGGAAGAUAGCGGACAUUGACCAGACACACUACUCCUCCGGCCAAGCUCUUAUUCUUGAAUUCCACACUGACUGGAGACAAGAAAAUAAUACUGGGUUCAGGGGAACCUACCGUUUCCUAAAUAAAAGUAUGUUUCUCACUGAUGGCGACCCUCUUCAUGGAACCAGUUGUGACUACCAGUUCUUCAGAGGUAACAAUUCGCGUAGUAAAGGCUACUUCUUCUCACCACUUUAUCCCAGUACCUAUCCUCGGAACGUAAUGUGUGCUUAUCACUUCAUGGGAAAGUACAAUGAAAGAGUUACUGUAAACUUUGAAAAAGUUCGUCUUCAACGUGAGGACUUAAGUUGUCUAGGCAGCGCAGACAAAAUCAGCGUGCACGACGGGAAGGAUGCCCGGAGCCCUGUGAUUGGAGAACUCUGCAACCACCAUGAUUAUGUGGAAAUUGUCUCUACUGGGCCAGAUCUGUAUGUCGAGUUUAAAAGUCAGGCACAAUUUUCUGGCCAAGGAUUUAAGGCCGUCUUUCAAUUCUACGAAGAAAACUUUAACUUAGAGCUAAAUAUUCCAUCAACAGAACCACAAAACAAUGGACUGACGUUACCAAUCUCUCGAGAGUCACGUGUACAUUGUGAUAUGUGGAUGACUAGUUCUUUAGAGAAAAAUGGGACUUUCACAAGCCCAAAUUAUCCGGAACCUUAUCCCGCAGAUGUCCAUUGUGUUUACCACUUCGCCGGUAGAGGGCGAGAGAGAGUCCAAGUAAUUUUUACCGAUUUUGAUCUACUUCAGCCUCUGCACAAUAAUGUCAAUAGAGACUGUGAAGGAACUGAUGUGAUUGAAAUUUUUAUCAAGAUCAAUGGUAAAAAAGAAAAAAUAAGAAAAUUCUGUGGGAAAUCUCUUCCGCCCCAGCUAAUGUCCAAUGGACCUACGAUGACCAUUGAAUUCCAUGCUAAUAAAACUUUUCCUAUUGCUAAAGGAUUUCAAGCUUUUUAUAAAUUCGUUAACGAUUUUGGAAUCAGUGUGGGAACCCAGGACCAGCAGUUAGUGUGUGGCUUCCUCUUCAACAGUCAGGAGCAAACCAAUGGAACAUUUUACUCACCAAAUCACCCUGGACUGUAUCCUCGAAACACAGAGUGUCACUACUUCUUUAUAGGUAGCAAGUCCGAAAAGGUUCAGGUCACUUUUACUGAUUUUGAUGUUGAAGGAGUAACACCCUGUACUGCAGACACUGCUAGUGAUUAUCUGGAGUUCUCCAAUCAGCCCUCCGAAGUCACUAAGCUUCCUCGUCACUGUGGCCUGAAGAAACCUAAAACCAUUGAAUCUGAAAGGGAUUUUUUCCGAGUCACUUUCAAGUCUAACAGCAGGUUUGACGGGACGGGUUUCGAGGCCUUUUAUCAAUUCGUGAACAAGACAGAUCCUUCCUCUACAAAGAGAAUACGAGAUUCCGCUAGCAACACAUUCAGUUAUCAGUCCUCAUUCCUUUUGAUGACUGUGAUUUUUCUUCAGGUUAUAAACAUAAAACGACAGUUCGUGUCUUAAAAAACUGCUACCUUUAGAAAUGUACAUUAAACUGUAUGAACAAGACGGUUGAAUACCUCGAAGUGCCUGCUUCUACGUCCUAUAACAACUGUGAACAGGCUCAUUCCACUGUGAUACAAUGCUUCCACCUCGCUUUCUGAUUGUGCAGCGCCACCUGUAUUUCAUCCAAAAUGUAAUCGUAUCACGAGUGAUCCUUCGUGGUUCUUGUUGUUGUUGUUUUGUUACAUAACUAAAUGGCGCGAUCAAAUAUUGAACUGUUGAAUGAAAGAAAAAGUCACUGGCGUUCUGGUUUGUUUAGGAUGCCUUAGAGAAGUUGCAGCAUCAGUUCUAUUGUAUUGUAUUUGA
This is a messenger RNA of Limulus polyphemus (Atlantic horseshoe crab), 2937 nucleotides long. RefSeq names its product suppressor of lurcher protein 1-like. The transcript has 16 exons. NCBI's taxonomy places the organism in Eukaryota, Metazoa, Arthropoda, Merostomata, Xiphosura, Limulidae. The record is from RefSeq and is a predicted model, not a curated record. The coding region runs from base 721 to 2592 and encodes 623 amino acids. Gene Ontology annotation, cellular component: plasma membrane.